AAAAAAAACGAAACGAGUACUACAUUUGGCGAAUGAAACAGAACCACUUGACCGACACAAAUCCGAGAAGUGAGUAGUAGAAUAGAAGAAGAAGAAGAAGAAGCAAAACCCAUUUGGAACAAUACCUCAGCUCAUCAUCUAUCCAUUGCUUCUGAAUCGGGUAGUCUCUCCUUUCUUUGUUUGGUGGGUUUUUCCUUAUUCCACACCCAAACGUGAUUUUGAUGCAGGGAGGCCAAAGACCUCUGUUGAUGUGAAAUGGAAUGAAGGUAAAUCUUGAUUAUCAAGGCUAUGUGAAUACGAUUGUUUGUACUCACAUCGACCAGGGUGCAAAGGAUGUUGUCUGCAUGAGUGGCAGUAUUGAAAUUCAGAUGGGCAGUAAGAUCUGCAGUGUAGUGUCUCGAGGAGCAUCCAGUUCAUGUUGUUACCGACUGCAGCCAGGGAAAUCGGGAAAUAAAUUUGGUGGCUUAUCCCUCACCAAGAGUCGUCCAUCUGAAAUUGGUCAAACACCCCAUGGAAGCUGUUUCAGGUCUUGCUUCUCCACGGAUAUGGGCAACUCACGGUCAUUAACAGUUAAUGCUAGAAAACCUCAGAAACGAUGUCUAGAAAUUUCAUUGGCAUGUCAGGGUAUGAAAACGAGAUUUUUGGUCCCAAGACAAGGAAUGCUUCCCAAAAUCAAGUGUAAUGUGGGCCCAGUGUUGUGGCCACAAGGAUGUGCGUCUGCUGGUUUGAUUUUUGGGUUGCUGAUUUGUAAUUCUUCUGAGCCAACACAUGCUGAAGCAGCUUGUAAGACUGAUGAUAAGGAAUAUGACGGUGAUUUGUCAUAUUCACAUGGAAAAAAAGUUUAUACUGAUUAUUCUAUUAUUGGAAUACCUGGAGAUGGAAGGUGCAUGUUCCGCUCUGUUGCUCAUGGCGCUUGUUUACGAGCUGGAAAAUCAGCUCCUAGUCCAAGCCUUCAGAGAGAAUUAGCAGAUGACUUGAGAGCUAGAGUUGCAGAUGAGUUUAUCAAAAGGAGAGAAGAGACAGAAUGGUUUGUUGAAGGUGAUUUUGACACAUAUGUCUCCCAAAUAAGAAAGCCACAUGUAUGGGGAGGCGAGCCCGAAUUGUUAAUGGCUUCACAUGUUCUUGAAAUGCCGAUCACAGUAUACAUGUAUGAUGAAAAGGCUGGCGGCUUGAUAACCAUUGCUGAGUAUGGGCAAGAGUAUGGGAAGGAAAAUCCAAUCAGAGUUCUCUAUUAUGGUUUUGGCCAUUAUGAUGCAUUGCAUAUUCCGGGAAAGGGUGGUGGUAAAUCUAGGCUUUAACAUAUGUAUUUAACAAAGUUGGAAGAAUACCCCAUUAAUAAUAUCCAACAACCAACAUAUUUGCCUUGCAAGCUUUGUGUACUCUUUUUCGGCCAGAUAUAUGCCCAUUAUGUUGUAACUGUUCAUGUUUUCCUUGUUUGCCGAGAGUUUGUGUAAGGGAAGUGAUCUCCAGUCGUCGUGUACGCAUGGCCUUCCUUCUUUUUCAAUCUUCUCGUCUUUUCAGACAGUUGCAUCAUUUGUGUUGCUGUGAACCAAGAAGAAAAUUGUGGUCACUUUGUCAUAGAUUACUAGCGGAUCCUGCAUGUAUUUUCUAUA
Molecule: messenger RNA, 1613 nt
Organism: Rosa chinensis
Lineage: Eukaryota; Viridiplantae; Streptophyta; Magnoliopsida; Rosales; Rosaceae
Product: OVARIAN TUMOR DOMAIN-containing deubiquitinating enzyme 4
Exons: 7
Coding region: 261-1298 (345 amino acids)
Biological process (GO): endoplasmic reticulum unfolded protein response; protein deubiquitination
Cellular component (GO): cytosol; nucleus
Molecular function (GO): cysteine-type deubiquitinase activity
Source: RefSeq, a predicted model, not a curated record